Messenger RNA from Caenorhabditis sp. 36 PRJEB53466, 1773 nucleotides. The record is from the annotation of a GenBank genome assembly. Lineage: Eukaryota; Metazoa; Nematoda; Chromadorea; Rhabditida; Rhabditidae.
AUGCUCAGCCGUCUAGUCAGUUCCCUUCAGCCACGUGGGAUCCGGGCCGCCUCCUCCGCGGCCAACAACAUUGUCAGUCAAGCACAGAUCCAGUCGGAACCAUCGAAAGUGAGCAUUUUUCAAUGAUUCUAGUCAAAUCCAUCGAAUCCAGGUACUUUUCAUCGACGGCGAUCGAACGACGACGUACGGAGAAUUUGUGAAGCGAGCCGGGCAGUAUGCGACGGCGCUGACUGAAAAAUACAAUAUCAAGGUACUGAAGACAACAAGAAACUCGUAAAAUCAAUAUGAUUUUGUUCAGAAAGGCGACCGAGUGAUGGCUCGUGUCUCGAAGACGACCGAUACGGCGGCCCUCUACAUCGCCUGCCUCCAAAUCGGAGCACUUUACAUUCCAGUCAAUCCGGGCUACACCGAAUCGGAAGCCGCGCAUUAUAUCAAGGUGAGCACUUCAAUAUUCUGGCAAUGUCGCUCUCGCGGUGGAGAGCGGAACAGCGCGUUUGCUAGACUUCUGUGGCUGCAAUAGAAUGGUUUCAGGACGCAACUCCGUCUAUCCUGGUCACUUGCAACGAAGAAUUGGAUAAGGUAUUCCGAGACCGAAUCAGUGUGCUCAAUGAGAACAAACUGGCCUCGGAGGCCGGUUCCCUGAAUUCCUGCACCACCAUCGAGCACGUGGAAAAGUCAGAUUCUGCCUCGGUUUGCUACACCUCCGGAACGACCGGACUGCCGAAAGGAGCGAUUCUGACGCACGGCUCGCUCUCCAACAACGCCCAUGACAUCGUGCGCGACUGGGGAUUCACCCCGGAAGACCGCAACCUGCACGCCCUUCCGUUCUACCACGUGCACGGCCUCUACUACUCCCUCCACUGCACCCUGUUCUCCCAUUCGACGAUCAUUUGGAGACCAAAGUUCGAGGUGGAGGACACCAUUAAAUAUUUAAAAAACGCGACCGUCAUGAUGGGAGUGCCCACUUUCUUCUCCAGACUGCUCGCAAGCAAGAACUUCAACAAGGACGCGUUCGGAAAUGUGCGAGUGUUCAUCUCGGGAUCCGCGCCUCUUUCGGUGGCCACAAUCGAAGAGUUCAAGCAGAGAACCGGGCAGGUCAUUCUCGAAAGGUACGGAAUGACAGAGGCCGGAGUGAUGACCACGAAUCCAUUGCACGGAGUGAGAAAGGCGGGAACUGUGGGGCCGGCGGUGCAGGGAGUCGGCUGCCGAAUCGCCAAGAACGGAGGGAUCGAGGUGAAGACGAACGCGAUCUUUGCGGGAUACUGGAAGAACCCGAAGAAGACUGCGGAAGAGUUCACCGAGGACGGAUGGUUCAAGACCGGAGACGUCGGACACCUCGACGAGGAUGGAUACCUAACGAUCGGAGGACGCUCCAAGGACAUGAUCAUCACGGGCGGACUGAACGUGUACCCGAAAGAACUCGAGGACUUCAUCGACACGCUUCCGUUCGUCAAGGAAUCCGCAGUCAUCGCCUCGCCGCAUCCGGACUUUGGAGAGGCCGUCGUGGCGGUUGUGGUGCCCGCCGAGAAGGUGUCCGAUGAAAAGGAGUUCGAGAAGAAGCUGAUCGGAGUUAUGAAGAAGAAGGUGGCCAAUUACAAGGUAAGGGUUACAGUAUCCGUGUGGGCUACAUCACACCAAAGCGCGCUUUGCCAUUAAUUGUUUUUGUUGCAGGUGCCGAAGCGAGUAAUCGUACUGGAGUCGCUGCCACGCAAUCACAUCACCAAAGUCCAAAAGAACGUUCUGCGUGACACGUACAAGAAACUCUUCGCCUAA